AUCCAGUCUACAUAGUAAUAUGAAAUAACUCAAAAAUUCCCUGAGUGGAUCGUUAUCACCCCAAUGAUGGGGUUAUUUAGCAUUGAUGUUAAUUACGAAUAAUGGUUUUAUGUGAUAAAACCUUGCAUUAUCUCUGAUUUAACCUCCUCCUAUGUUGAAAUUGCCCUAGGAUGGUUUAAUGUCCACUGCAGGCUUCCAUAGUUGGCCAUGUGCUAAAGUACUACACAAUCUCCAAUUUGCCAGAGUGAAGAGAGAGUGAGCUGGGAGCUUCCAAAGAAUGCAAAUACCAUUCAGCAGGGAGAAGGUUAAGCAGAAACCCCAGACCAACACACAGAGGGGCGGUACAUAGCAUAUAAAAGUCGUCCCACCAUGAAUUAUCUUCAUUACCCUCGUUUGGACAGUUUCUGUUAUAUGAACAUCUUUCUGUAGGAAGUGUCUUCAAAAUGUCAAAUUAAAGGGAUGGAUCUGCUUAGGGCCAAAGCUCUGACUUUACCACCCAAACGUCAACACCUCCAGCACAUUCUACUUAUUUUUCAGGAGACAGAAAGUCACCAAAAUGAUGAGACCAUGAGCCUCAUUUACUACUGCCCCUACCACAACUGCAGGAGGACUAAGCGGUAAAAAAAUUGUGCCCCUUAGUACUCAUUCCCUCUGGACCUCGCACCAUAACGCACCACCCAGGGCCAAAGCCAAUCCACGUCUGGAUUUUUUCCCCAGUGGGACAGAGCAAUUGACGCAGGCCACAGUGAAAUUGGGAACACGAAUAAGGCAGCAGUGCUGCUAUACAGAAGUGCAUUUUGAAUCAAGGGCCUUUCAUGAUGUGGUUAUAAUACAGUAUAUAAUGGUUUCUGAUGAAAGUAUUCCUUUGUGCUCACAGGAUGACCAGACUCAUAGGUGCCUCAACUUAAGCAGACUCCAGCAACCCAAUCUGGAACAGAAAAGCCCUGAAUUAUUAGAAAAAUGAGUUCCUUUCACAUAGCAGCCACGCCCAUUGACAGGAAUCGAUCCAAUAGGACUGCGAGGGCGUGUCGAGCGCUGGUUCCAUGUGGCAGGGAUGUAGUGUAUCAUCUGCGGCGAUUACAAGCGAUUUCAUCAACUUUGUUCCGAAUGAGCCGAACCUGCUGCAGGACAUCACAUGGACCCGGCACCCAGCGUACACCAAGCCGACAGAGAUUCCGAUGCUGAUUUCCAUUGUCAGUCUGCAGUCGCCCAUGAUGCCUACACCCCAGCUCUUCUGCCUUCUCUUCCUAACAGAGUUAGGCCUCAUGUUCAAUUCUGCCUCCGGGUGCCUAGAAAGUGAAUUUGAAGAUGCCAAUGGAAACUGUGUACCAUGUUUUCAAUGUGGGCCAGGGCAGGAACUGUCUGAGGACUGUGGAAGUGAGAGGGAUCUUCGGUGUGUGCCUUGUAGACCUGGGAGGUACAAAGAAGAUAGAGGACACCAGAGGUGCCUUCGCUGUCUUCCCUGUCAUAUAAUCAAUCGGGUGCUGAAGGCUAACUGCACCCCCACCAUAAACUCUGUCUGUGGAGAGUGUCUGCCAGGGUUCUACAGUAAAACCCGGAUAGGUGGACUUCAGGAGCUGGAGUGUUUCCCAUGUACAGCCCACACUCCAUCCACAGAAUCUCAGUGUCACCCCAAAGUUGGGCCUUAUAAGCCAGUCAGCACACCUUCUCCUCACCGGGAUCCAGUAGUCCUUGUGGCUGUCAUUGCUACGGCUCUUUCACUUGUUGUUGUGGCACUGGUGACAUUUUCUGUCAUUUGCUGUGGGCAAUUCUUUAAAAGCCAGUGCCAAAGGGCAUUCCUAAGGUCCCAGGAUUUUGCUGGUCAGCCUAGAACAAUGGAGGAAAGACCAGUUACGCACGGGAAUAUGCACAGCCCUUGUGAGGAACGGCCAGUACCCCCCUGCUGCUUUGGUGCACCUGAGACCUGUAGACAAAUGCAAGGUCGUCUGGAAGAGAUACAUGCGGCUUCUGAUGGAGCUCCUUCAAGUACCCAUGGUCCAUGUAACAUAGUCAAUCCCAAACAGCCAUCUGUGGAACUUUGUGUGCUACCGCCUGACUCGGUGAAGCCUUACUAUGCACGAAGCGUGUCAGAAACGCAACCCCUGAUCCGUAACUCAGGCUGCAGCGACUGCUUCAAUAGCUGUGGCCCAAGCCAAGAGCCGCAGAACACGCCUGCUCUUUCCUGUGCUUCAGAGCAGCAGCACUGGUCUCACGCCCCGGUGGAAUGCACUGAGCUGGAUUUGCAGAACUUCUCGGAUUCUACAGGAAGUCCACACCAAUCAGAGCUCAGUGAGGGGGCUCUUCCGGCACCAGCUGCUCCAACAGUGCGAGCACAGGAGGAGCCAACCGCCAGACCCCAAUCAUAUCAAACCAUGGGCUGUGAAGAUCCUGUAUUGUAGCUGCGCCAGUGUUAUGCCAAAGAUUACCAUGUCACAUCUACUUGGCUCCCUUGUAAGCCUGAAUAUGGGACCUUACAUAAUCGGAAAUAAGGAUUCCGAGGCAUUGGAAUUGCACGGGGAACGCACUGAUGCCUUACCUUUAAUUUGCACUUCAUUUGGGCACAUUGAUGUGCUGUUAUUGCAGAUGGACCACCAGGCAUAGGGAACCUGAAUGCUGGAGGCAGAAUUGGUUCAUUGAUCUGCUUCCCUGGGAGCCUCUGGAAAGGGGGCAAGAAACCUUCAGUAGUGUUAUUGAUAAUUGUGUUAUUGAUUUAUUGUCUGCUGCACUAUUUUGACUGCCAAUGACUGGGAUGUUGUUUCAGAUUCCCAUUUACUGCUUAGCUCCUAUCUGCUGUAGUAAUGUCUAGGGAAACCUUAAAAGCAAUGGCACAUGGGGUUGCCAUUCAUUAUAGCCUGGUGGGGUGUUGUCAAAAUGCCCAGUAUUGCACCAGAACUGCCGCAUUUCCAUGUGAAAAUAGCCUUUCAGGUGCGUUUGAAAGCAGGCAGUGGGGUUGCAGUUUCAGGGCGUUUGGCGCCAACCCUGAGCAAAUAAAAAUCAUGGGUGCCAAUGUACUUAAAAUCACCCCACAUCAUGUGCUCCGGCUGUAGGGGCAGGAUAGGUGCUAAAGCCAUAGGAUAAAAAUAGAGCUGAGCCUCUUGCUGAAUGUUUAUAUUUUGUGCAUAUUGUACAGUGAACCGAUUUGAUCCUUUAGCAUUAUGUGACUAGUUCUGUGAUCAGUUUUGAAAUGUAGUUAAUACUGAAGCUUGAGUUUCCUGUUCCUUCAUAUCAGGGCUUUAUCCUGUGACAAAACCGCUUUGUAAAUGAACUUGAAAUUGUAGCUGUUCUCUUAUUUUAUGGAGGAUCUUAGUGAACAAGCAGAGCUUGGCCGAUCAAAUGUAAAUUAAAUAAGCAUUGUUAUUAACAGGUAAGUGCACCGGGAAGUUAUUGUGGUUUUUCUCAUUGGAAUGAAAUAACUUAGAAAUGGAUAGGCAAUCUUUCACAAAAUGACAGUUCUAUAAGCUGCAUAGAACUUGCUGGCCAGCAGGGGGCAGUCCAUGCUCAUUCAGGCCCAGCAGUGAGCAAUGCGACACACUCAGGGCAAAGAUGUGUUUCAGCAGUAUCAGUUCACCUAAUCUUUAAACACAGUAAGCAUAAUUCUAUACUAACUAUAACAUUUUUCAAGCUGGAUUUAUACCAGAAAAAUUGAUUUUAAAUCAUAUUUUCACCCUGUUGAGCUAUUUUAAAUGACCCCCUUUGCAGUGAAACCCCUAAAACCCAUAGUCACUAAUCUACAACUGAGGAUUCUGGUAGUUGUAGAUCUUAGAUGUCUUACUUGACUGUCCCCAUAAAUAUUUUAAACCUGUUAGUAUGAGAUAGUUGUCAUGGCUGCGCUGCGUUACUUUAAUCUCAAGGGCUAGAGGAAUCACAUUAUUCAGGUCAUAUAGUAUCCAAACACCAACCACCUAACCCAAUUCCAGUGAUAUCUAGCCCCAAAUUCCAAGGUACAAAUUAAGCCCUAAAUGACUUUUAUCUGAUUAGCAUGUGGUUUUUAACUGUAUUAAAAAAGGCAGAGUAGCAAAUGUACAGAAUACUCGAAUGUACUCUUAUGUAAUGAAAAUUCUUUUGUUUUUGUCGGGGUAUGCAAAAACAGUAAAAUAUUAAUAGCUCUAUAACUCAUACCAGCCAAUAAGCAGAUACAUUUUAUGUUAUACUGUAGUUAGAGCAGUAAAAGCAUACAUCUGAUUGGCUGUUAGGUAUUCCAGGGCUGUACUCUUAUUAAACCAUUACUACCCUAUCAGCAGAUAGUAUUUUAAUUACAAAGCCCAGCACCACUCAGGUGCUUAGCCAAUCAUGGCUUUUUGUUUAUCAGUAUGAAGGCUUUUUCUGUCCCAAAGUAUUAAAUGUUUAAAUAAUCACUACAAUUGCUACUAAUUGUGUAUCUGCCAGACAAUCUCUGUUGCUAAUUUCUGGGUUAUCAGGGUUAAUGGUGGAAUGGUACCUGUUAUGUAGAAUUAUUGAGUCCUGGAGUUUUUUAGAUAAGGGAUCAUACCAUAAUUUGGAUCUCCAUAUCUGAAGUCUACUAAAAAAUAAUUUAAACAUGAUUUAAACCCAAUAGGCUGGUUUUGCUUCCAAUAAGGAUUAAUUAUAUUGUAGUUGGGAUCAAGCAGGAACUGGUUUAUUAUUACAAAAGGAUAUCAUUUUUAAAAAUUAUUUGAUUACAAUUGAAUCUAUGGGAGACUGCCAUCCCAUAAUUUGGAGCUUUCUGGAUAACAGAUCCUGUAUAGGUUUCUGCUUUCAGGUACUUGUCCAUAGCAGGCACUAUGGGCAAUUGUAGGCCAGCUGUAAAAAUUACAGGAGCCAGUGCCUGUAAUCAUCCCACCCUGUGUUCUUGCCAUAAAGCCCUGUAUGUUAAAUAUAAAAUAAAAAAAAUGAGCUCUUUUACAAUAUACAUUAAUCAUGUGGGUUUUUUAAAAUAGUUUUCAAGAUGUUAGCCGUUUUUACACUUUUCAUAUAAUUAAUGAAUGAACGAAUAUCUUACAGAGUCUCUUGCUGGAUGUUUAUAUUUGUGCAUUUUAUAUAGAAAAUGUAAUUUGGUGUAUUGGCAUUACAUCUGAGCUGUGAAUCUUGAGUGAUGCAUAUAAGGCUUCUAUUUCUUCAUAUGGGUGAUACUGUAGCAAAGCCCAGCUCAUGGACUGUCUUUAGUGGGGCAUUUUGGGGAGAUUUCCGUACUGAGCAAAUGAAGACGUAACAUGAGAAAAAUCUGCUGAGGUUUCUGAUCUCUUUCCUCAGCAGAGCAAAAAAAGAGUUUCUCUUCUUUUUUUCUUCUGACGUGUUCUCCCAACUAUAGGUGGCACUGUUGUUACAAUUCAAUAUAUUAGCUGUUUAACAAUAUCUGAAAAACAAACCAAAAAAUUAUUGUUAACUGCAGAAGUGCUUAAAAGAGCACUCUGAGCGAUUCUACAUUCGUUUUUUUUGAACGUUUGCUUUUCCUUUAAAGGAGAACUAAACCCCCAUUAUUCAAAAAUUCCCAUCACCUUCCUUCCAUUGGCCCCCUCCCUGCUUUCCUCCUUCCAUAGUACCUUACUUGAAAAAGUGUCCAUGGAAUUAACGUUGGCAUAUUCAUGCAGAGUAGCGCACGGAGCUUGUGAGCACUAUCUUCAGUAUCUUAGGAUUCCUCGCAGAAGUGAGCACCAACACAGUUUUUUCGCACUUACAUAGUUGGGGCCAGUCUGGUAUUCAUGCCCAAUGCUCAUGCACUGGAAAGCUCCAAAGAUUGCUGAAGGAAAAGAAGAGGAUCCUAAGAUACUGAAGAUAGAAUUCAAGAGCUCAGCUGCACUACUCUGCAUCAAUAUGCCAAAGUUAAUUCCAUGGACACUUUUAAAAGUAAGGUACUAUGGAGGGAGAAAGCAGGGAUGGGGCCAAUGGAGGUAAGGGGAUGGGGGUUUUUCGAUUAACGGAGGUUUAGUUUUCCUUUAAGCUGCCCACAUAAUGCCAAGAAAUUGUCCUAUACUAAAUAGUCUUAAUAUAAAGAGAUGAUCAUUAACAUGAUGAAAUAUGAUCAUUCAUAUAAAAGGUUAGUCCUUAGAGAGGUCUUGCACAGAUGUCAGAUUUUCAUUAUAUAGAAACCUUGUACCACUGCCCAUACACAGAUAUUUUUAUAUAACUCAUGGGAAAAGAAUAUAAUUUUUCAACCUGCCCAAUCUCAAAAACAUCAUCAGUCGUCACUAAUGAUCCAAUCAUUCAGCUCUUGGGCCAGUGACUGCAUCAUUUUCAGUUGAUGCACAAUUUGAUUUACCCUAUCAAUGUUUUGAAUUUGAGUCACUUACUAAAGUUCACCAUUAGCUAAUCCUCAAACAUAUAUUGCUUGUUCCUGGUGGAGACUUCUGAUUGGGGAGCCUACUUUUCAGAAAAGUCUCAUCAAUUAAAGCUAGUCAUGUGGAUAUGGUCCUCUUCCAAUGGGUUUUCCUAGACCAUUAUUAUGCUCUGAUCAUUGGCCAGAACCAAUGUGGCUAAAUUUGGUGCUUCCUAAAUAGGGUAUGGUAUUUUUUAUUAAAGCAGCUUUCUUUCCCCGUUUUGCAAUUUAUUUCAACUAUUGAGAAAUUGUGGCUUUAAAAAACUUACCCUGUUUAGGAAGGACCAGGGUGAUGUCUGAAGUCUGCUCAAGGGGCAAAUAUUAAUUUACAUGAAAAUAAUGUUUUUUUUGUAUAGUCACAUAUGUGAAUCCAUUACCUCUCCUGCCCUUGAUUAUUGGGGACUUGAGUUUAGGUAACCCACCCCAUGAUGCAACAGAAGAGAACACUACACCAUGGAAGGACACUACUUAGGAUUUAAAUGGCAAGAGUCAUGCUAUACUAGAAGCACUGUGUAAAUAUAUACAAGGAUGUACAAUUUUCUGUUUUUCUUUUGUCUUUUUUCAUAUAUACUUUUAUAUGUCAAUAUGUUUUGUUUGUUUUUUUAAAUUUGCACAUUUACAUUUCAUGGGAAGAGUUAAAAGAUAUAAAAAUGAGCUUAGAGUAUUUUGUAAUUCAGGUUAUAUUAUUGGCAAAUGUCUCUCUUAACAUAACAGCUGUGCUUCAUUGCAGUGACUCGUAGCAGCCACUUUGAUUGAUUUGGGUAUUUCUUAUAUUUAGUGACAACUAUUUGUACAGUUUAUCAUUCACAUCAGGCCCUGCACAAGUGGAGUUUACAAUCUGAAGUCCCUAUCAUUCAGCAUAUACAGUACUUGAAUCAGUUUUAUCAGGAGCCAAUCAACCUGGCCAAUCAGCAGUUCACUUUGAUCAACUGCAUUUUGUUUGCUGAUAGGUUGCACUGUGUUACUGCGUUGAUGAGAAUGUGCUUGGAUCUUAUUAAAUUUGAGCUGCCAUGUUUUAAUAGGUACAUUUUAACUUUGUGUGCACUUCUGAGAUAAAGCAUAUCAUUAAGAACAUACAAUGAGUAUUCAGCUGGCAUGUAAUGUGUAUCUCUGGUUAGCUCUUACCAAUGAUAUUGAUACACAGGAUAAAGUGACCCGUGGAUGCUUUUUUUUUAUAUACAAUCCCAAUAAAAGAAGUUUUUUAUGA
Messenger RNA from Xenopus laevis (African clawed frog), 7499 nucleotides. It is a transcript of the gene eda2r.L, whose product is annotated as ectodysplasin A2 receptor L homeolog. Gene Ontology annotation, biological process: positive regulation of JNK cascade; positive regulation of canonical NF-kappaB signal transduction. The record is from RefSeq and is a predicted model, not a curated record. Gene Ontology annotation, molecular function: signaling receptor activity. Gene Ontology annotation, cellular component: membrane; plasma membrane. Bases 1044 to 2399 code for a protein of 451 amino acids. The transcript has 17 exons. Lineage: Eukaryota; Metazoa; Chordata; Amphibia; Anura; Pipidae.